AUGCCCAUAAAGCUUCAAUCAUCAGCACUAUCUCUCAUGAUCUCCAGCUUCUUAGGCUCAUGUCGUCCUCUCUCGAUCUUUAUCAUCCGUCGCCUUUUGUCAACCCAACAGAAAAUCAACUCAAGAAAAGUACCUCCAUACGAAAACGCAGAUCGAUCUUAUAUGGAUUUAUCUCAGAAAUUCUACGAAUCGAUGAAAGCAUGCGUAAAUAUUCGGUCGAAACCCUUGGCUCGAGGACUACAUUGUCAGCUUAUCACAACUGGGGUAGACAUUUCAACUUUUGUCCAGAACAAUUUAAUCAACUUGUACGCCGGUUGUGGUUUGAUCGAUGACGCGUCUUUAGUAUUUCAUGAGAUUGAAUUAAAAAAUGUGUUUAGUUGGAACACGAUGAUUGAGGGAUUGAUAGAUUCAGGACGAGUUACAGCUGCAGAGAAGGUGUUUGACGAAAUGCCUCAAAGGGACGUUGUUUCAUGGAACUCUAUGAUGUCUGGUUAUUAUCGUAAUGGGUUUCCAGAGAAGACUAUCGAUGGUUUCAUUUCAAUGGUCCGAUGUUCUACCACUCUUCCCGAUGCAUAUUCUUUCAGUUGUGUAAUGAAAGCCUGUGCUAGCCUCGAAAAUCUCAACUUGGCUUUCCAACUACACAGUUUUUCUGAAAAGUUCAAGUUUUUAGGUGAUGAUUCUGUUGAUUCGUCAAUAGUUGAUAUGCACAUCAAGUGUGGAGCUCCAGAUAUUGCUGAACAUGUUUUCUUGAAGAUGCCAAACCCAAAUUUAUUUUCUUGGAAUUCUAUGAUCUAUGGUUACUCACAACUAUAUGAUGCUCAAAGGGCCUUGGAACUGUUCGAUCAAAUGCCUAAAAGAGAUCUCGUUUCUUGGAACAUGAUCAUUUCAAUAUUGUCUAAGCAUGGCCAUGUCACAAAGACCCUUGGUAUGUUCAUUGAGAUGUGUAUCCAAGGCUUUAAACCAAAUUCCAAGACAUAUGCAAGUGUCUUAAGUGCUUGUACAAGCGCACAUGAACUCAAAUGGGGAAUCCACUUACAUGGGAGAAUUGUCCGAAUGCAACAACAUAUCGAUGCAUACAUUGGCACUGGUCUAAUAGACAUGUAUGCCAAAUGUGGACACUUCAAAAAAGCACGCAAAAUAUUUAACAAUUUGAAAGAACACAACAUUGUAUCAUGGACAUCAAUGAUAGGAGGAGCAAUACAUAGUGGCAAUGAAGUGGAAGCCAUUUCAUUGUUCAAACAAAUGAAGGAAAUUCCAAUAACCUCUGAUCAAUUCACUCUAGCAACUGUUCUUGGAGCUUGUUGUGGUUUAAAAGAUAUUCACCUCGGAACCCAAAUCCAUGGAUACUCAAUCAGAAUCGGAAUGGAAUCUCUAAUUCCCGUAGCAAAUGCUCUUGUUACAAUGUACGCGAAAUGUGGCGACAUUUGUAAUGCAAAUCAUGCAUUUAAGUUAAUGACAUUCAAAGAUAUCAUAUCAUGGACAACCAUGAUCACGAUAUUUUACAAUAUCGGGAACAUAGAAAAAGCUCGGGAAUAUUUCGAUCAAAUGCCGGAACGGAAUCUUGUAUCUUGGAAUUCAAUGUUGAAGGGGUACGUACAAAAUGGGAUUUGGGAAGAGGGUUUUAAGGUUUUUGUUUUAAUGAGACAAAAAGGAGUUAAACCGGAUUGUAUUACUUUUAUAACUUCAAUAAGCGCGUGUGCUAAUGCAGCCAUUUUAAAACUCGGGAACCAAGUAGUCUCUCAAAGUGUAAAGUUUGGGUUUGGAAAUGACGUUUCGGUAAAAAAUAGUAUAAUUACAAUGUACUCAAAAUGCGGGCAAAUUCAAGACGCAAAAAAAACAUUUGAUUCGAUAGUGUCAAAGAAUUUGAUUUCAUGGAAUGCGAUGAUGGAUGGGUACGCGCAAAGUGGCGAGGGAAAUUUAGUAAUUGAUACGUUUGAGAAAAUGAUAUGGUCGGGCAUACUGCCCGACCAUAUUAGUUACGUAUCCGUCCUAUCGGGUUGCAGUCAUUCAGGGCUGCAACCCGAAGGACAACGUUAUUUCAAUAUGUUGCUAAAAGAUGAAAGAAUUUCACCAACUUGCGAGCAUUACGCGUGUAUGGUGGAUUUACUUUGUCGUGCGGGAUUUAUUGAAAAAGCAAAAGAUUUAAUCGACAAAAUGCCAAUUGAGCCAAAUGCUGCGGUAUGGGGAGCUUUGCUCGGUGGUUGUAGGAUUCAUGGGAAUGCAACAAUGGCGGAAACGGCUUUAAAGAAUCUUGUGGUAUUGGACGCGGAAGAUUCCGGAAGCUAUGUGUUGUUAGCGAAUCUUUAUUCCGAUUCCGGGGAGUUGGAUUCCGUUUCCGAUGUGAGACGGGUUAUGAAGGAGAAAGGAAUAAGGAAAAAUCCGGGUUGUAGUUGGAUUGAAGUUGAUAAUAGGGUGCAUGUUUUUACUGUUGAUGAUACAAAUCAUCCAAGAAUUAAUGAUGUUUAUAAAAAAUUGGAGGAGAUUAUUAAAAAGGUUGAAGAUGUAGGAAUGUAUUCUAGUAAUAAGGCGAAGGCUUAUCAUAGUGAGAAGCUUGCGAUGGCUUUUGGGUUGAUGAGUUUGCCAGCUUGGAUGCCUAUUCAUAUAAUGAAGAAUCUUCGUAUAUGUGAUGAUUGUCAUUCGGUGAUGAAAUUGGUAUCUCUUGUUACUUCAAGGGAACUUGUAAUUCGAGAUGCAAAUCGGUUUCAUCAUUUCCGGGAUGGGUUUUGCUCAUGCCGGGAUUACUGGUGA
Molecule: messenger RNA, 2748 nt
Organism: Lactuca virosa
Lineage: Eukaryota; Viridiplantae; Streptophyta; Magnoliopsida; Asterales; Asteraceae
Source: the annotation of a GenBank genome assembly